AAAACACAACACCAAGUGUAGACGUUAAAACAAACUGGCAAAAUAGAUAAACAAAAUUUGUAAAAUUUUAACAUUACUUAAGUGGAAAAAGUUCUAAAAAAACGAAAAAAAAAUUGAGAAUGGAUGUGGCAGUAAAAACAGAAAAUGCCGACGGCAGUCUAAUUCAGACAAAGUCGCCCGAUGAUAAGUCCUCAACGGAUGCUCCGCCCCCUAAUGAAUCGACAGCACGAGUUCGUGGUCAACAGCAGCCGCUGCAGCAACAGCAACAAUCGCAACCACCAUCUCAGGGUCAACAAAAAACAAAAAGGAAACAUCGCCGUGGCAAGCCAAAAUCAAAAAAUGUGAAUAAACCUUACAAGAAGAACAAUUGGAGAUUUCAAAUGCCACGUCUUAACUAUAGUAAAUGUGGUCCGGGAGGUGGUUCUGGUGGUGGCGGAGGAGGUGGAGGAAAUCGGCGUGAAAAAUUGCAGCGUUCACGUUCAUUGGUACCAUACAACACCAAUAAAUUUCUUAUGGAAGAACAUUUAGCCGAUGUCCCUAAUGCUCUCUUUACUCCCUCGGGACGUACACGUGACUCUAGUUUCUCCAUGGACUCGGAGGAUAAUUAUUUCUUUUCAUUGCCCGAAGAUGAAGAGGAGUUCUUGACCAAGGAAUUCGCCAAUGUUUAUGAAAAGGCUCGCGUAGAACGUUUGGAGAAUCUAAGCAAACAGGAACUAAUUGAGGAAUGUUUGCAAAUUGAAGAUCGCUAUUCAAAGGAUCAGGGUAAUCAAAGGCAACAACAGUUGAAUGUACAACGUGUGGCAUCGGAAUAUAUGGCCAAGAUACGGGCGCUCGAUGAAAAAGUAAGGGAGCUGUCAAGGGAGAAUCACAAUCUACGUUGUCAACUUAUGAGAUCGGCUGCUUUUGCAGCUGCUGCAGCGUCAGCAUCUCCUCCAUCGGCAGCAGCCCCCAUUGGUUCGGCCUGCCAACCAACGCCAAUGGAUUCAUCCAGCGAAGACAGUGAAAGUGAUAGUUCUAGUUCGAGCUCAACAUCAUCGUCUUCAUCGAGCAGCGGCAAUGAUGACGAAUGUGAAAAUCGUCAGCCCAGCAGGAGACGAAGCUGCUCUUCACGAAGUUCGUUAAGUGAGUAUGAUGAUCAUGAGGGUUAUGUAGAAAAUAAUUUUAAUGGUGGUGCUGCACCUAAUGGUGGUGCUGCAAGCAACAAUAAUAAUGCUCAGCAGCAGCAACAACAGCCUUUAUCUCCAAAUGCUGCUGUUGGUGUUGCUGUUGGCUUUGAUAAUGAGCGGCAAGAAAUGUUACUAAAUCUCGCUGAUCAUAUGGAGGAUGAUGAUGACAAUGGCGAAGAUAGUGAACUUAAGCCAUCAAAUUUAACAAACGGAUUCCACACAGAAGAAACACAAUCGCCGCCAAGGGCAAACUCCUCACCAGUUGCUGCCGCCCUUAAUACUAUAGAGGAGGAUAAUAAUGGUGAUGCGGGUGGUGGUGGUGGAGUUGGCAGACGCCACCUAAAUGUUUUGGAAGAAAGUCAAUAAAGAGAAUUGUUUAAUAACCAUCAUAAUCAUAUAGCCACCAAUAACAACAGCUCAUCGCCCUGCCCAUCUUCACAUCAGCUGAUCAUUUUCGUGAAAACAUUUUCGCCUAGCUGAUAUGUGAUCAUGCAUUAUGUUUACUAAACAUCUAAAAUUCAAAGAUUAUUAAAUGAUUCCCUGCUAAGUCGUUACUCACGUUUAAUGAAGAUAUCGGUUUUUGUUAAACAUUUUUGUUUCGAAUAUUCUUUAACCGAUGUUGUUGAUGAUCAUUACAUUACCUAUCUACCUACCUACUUACCUAGACCCACUUUAACCAAAUAUGAUUUUAUUUCCUUAUGCUAAUUCAACAAACUUUUUUUUUGUUUAUAACACGUUAAGUUUAUUCACUAAAUGUUCUCGUAAACAUCCCUAUGAAAGCAUUUUAUAGAUUUUGUAAACACACAAAGAUUUUUUUUCAAAAACAAAAAAAAAAAAAUAUAUGCACACAGUGAAAUUAUUAUGAGAAUAAGUUUCUAUUCAAUAUAAACUUUUAAUUAUGCUAAAGUUAUUUGUUUUAAAAUUAUUUUAAAAAAUUACAAUUUGACAUUUUAAGCCUAUCUAUCCAUGUCUGUCCGUCUGUCAGUCCGUCCGUCCGUCGGUUCAUCCGUCCGUCUGUCCGUUGGUCCAUCCGUCCGUCUGUUCGUCUGUCCGUCCGUCUGUCUGCCGAAAAUACGCUAACUUCUUUUUAAUGUAGGUCGGAUGGGAUUGUAAAUGGGCCAUAUCGGUCCAGGUUUUGAUAUAGCUGCCAUAUAAACCGAUCCUGAAUCUUAACUUCUUGAACGACUGCAAAUGAAAAUUUGCCCAUGAAUAUUCCAUUAAGGAACGGGCAAACUUUUCACAUAUUGAUGAGUGCAGUCCGAUUCAAGUUUAAGCCCAAUGAUAAGGGAUCUCCUCUUUAUAGCCGAUUCCGGACGGCGUGCCGCAGUGCGACACUUCUUUUGAGGAGAAGUUUUUACAUGGCAUAGUACCUCACGAAUGUCGGCUGCAUUAGGAGGGGAUAACCACCGCUGAAAAUUUUAUGAUGGUCUCGCCAGGAUUUGAACCCAGGCGUUUAGCGUCAUAGGCGGACAUGCUAAUUUCUGCGCUACAGUGAGCAAUUUGGCUAAAAUUUUGCAUGAUAUGUUUUGUUUAUGACUUCCAUGGUUCCAUGGUAUGGCUGAAAUAGGUCCAUAAGCCGAUCUGGGUCCUGACUUCUUGAUCCUCUAGAAGGAGCAAUUCUUAUCCGAUUUGGCUGAAAAUUUGCAUGACGUGUUUUGUUAUGAAUUCUGUUCUAAGUAUGGAUAAAAUCAGUGCAUAACCAGAUAUAGCUGCCAUAUAAACUGAUCUUGAGUCUUGACUUCGUGAGCCACUAGAGGGCGCAAUUCUUAUCCGAUUUGGUUGAAAUUUAGCUACGACUUCCAAUAAGUGCCCCAAAUAUACUCAUAAACGAUCAUUUUCAUACAUUUUCUUUCAUUAAGAAUUUUCAUAAUAUUUAUGAUUUUUACAUUAAUAUAAUAAAAUUUUUCAUAAUAUUUAUGAACAAAAGGUUUCAUAACCUUUUACAUUACAUUUAUGAUCCCAAUAAACCCAAUCCCAUGGCACCGGAUUGAACCGAUAAAGUCCUUCAUCGACAAGGGCUGUCGCCUCAGUGUGGAACACACUGCUACAAUAACAACAACAUUGCAUUUACGAAGGAGAAUUCUCUCUGUGUAGAGACAUUGAAAAUCCGGUACAGGUUCUUGAACAUUUUGGUGGAAAAUCUAUCGAUAUGUCGUAUGAAUACAGAGAGAUUGAAACUCUUUGAAAGGUACAUCCUCUAAAGGACCCAUAGAAAAAUUACAUUUAUGAUCCCAUCCAACCCAAUCCCAUGGCACCGGAUUGAACCGAUGAAGUCCUUCAUCGACAAGGGCUGCUGCCUCAGUGUGGAACACACUGCUACAACAACAACAUUGCAUUUACGAAGGAGAAUUCUCUCCGUGUAGAGACAUUGAAAAUCCUGUACAGGUUCUUGAACAUUUUGGUGGAAAAUCUAUCAAUAUGUCGUAUGCAUACAGAGAGAUUGAAACUCUUUGAAAGGUACUUCCUUUAAAGGACCCAUAGAAAAAUUAUUUUUAUCCUCUUUGAUAUACCUCGGCAUUAUUUCUUCCCCUGACCUCAAAUUUCCAAUCGCUUGUCCCUAAAAUUCCCGAAUACAGGUUAAUUUCAUCGAAAAAACCCCCAACAGUUCUGAAUGGCUUAAAAUCUGGGUUUAUUAUUUUUCACUGACAAGCAAACCCACUAAAGAUGUGUGACACGUCAAGGCAUGGAUGUACAAUUUUUAAAGUUGUAAAAAAUAGUUAGCGACGUAGUGCCUGUGUUUUAGCAAUAUAUAUUCAAUGCAAGUCAAAUUCACUGGAGAGUUGUUCAGUGCCAUGUUUGAUUAGAUAGAAAUGUAUCGAUAUCAUGUAAUUAUAGUCGAUAACACGUUCUUUGCACUGUAUUGUUCAAAAAACAGGGACAUAAUUUCUCAUUGGUACAGUUGCUGUGUUUUAUUUUAUACCUAUUCAGAGCAAGUCAAAUGUUCUGGAUAGAAAUUCAGUUAGAGGUAGAGCUGACAAACUAUGAAUAAUCGCAACAUUCGAUAUUUUCGAUAGUUUUAAUAAUAAAUAUCGAUAGUAUCGAUACUGUUGUUUUUUUCUCCCAUAUUUCAAAAGGAAAUGAAAACUAAAAAUCAGGAGAUAGAUUUAUAUAGAAGCAAUAUCAAUACACAGACCAAAUAAAACCAAAAUUAAUAAAGUCGGUUGGAAGUCAUGAAAGAAAUCAUUGCACAAAUAUUAACCUACUUGGAUGAAAAUUGCUCCCUCUAUAGGCGCAACGCAUCUUAAACGGUACUUUUAGGUUCGCAUCGCUUAUUUUUGUUUAAUUUUGCAUAAACUUUAAAUCUUCCGAUAGUAUCCAUCGGAAAAAUAUCAAUCGAUAUUCAGUCAAAAAAUUAAAUAUCGAUAGUGUCAUCGAUAUUUUGCCAUCUCGAGAGAGAUGUUCAGUGUCAUGUUUGACUAGAUAGAUAGAAAGUUGUCGUUAUCAUGCAAUUAUAGUCGAUAACACGUUAUUUGCCCUGUAUUGUUAAAAAAUAGGGACAUUAUUUCUCAUUAGUACAGUUGCUGUGUUUUAUUUAAUACCAAUCCAGAGCAAGUCAGAUGUUCUGGAUAGAAAUUGAGAGAGAGGUUGUCCAGCAUAGUUAUCGAUAUCAUGCGAUAACAGAAAAUAAUAACCUAAUCGUCAUUAUAUAGUACUAAAAUGAAAUACAGCACAUGGAACUUGGUGUAAAUUGUACAGAUUUAUGUUAUCAUGCAAAUAACAUAACAAAUAACAUCCAAAUAAUAAUUAAAAGAAAAAUUCAAAAUUUUGAACCGAAAAUUCCUCCCCAUAAAUCCCAAAAUAUUGCUCCAAAUCCUCAUCAAAUCAAAAGUCAAAAAUGUCGUCCCCAUUUUUGAAUUUUAUUGUAAAACGUGUCACAAACAGUUUGUUUUAUUCUUACCAUAAUUUUCAAAAACGCUUUAUCGGAGAUGGGAGAACCCAUGACGUAAUUACCAGGUAGUGUCAUGACGUAAUUACUAGGUAGUGUACCGUAAACAGCUUAGUACAAUUUUUUCUCUCGAAGUGCACUAUCUGUCAAAGAGUUUUGGUUGUGUGUGUGUGUAUUAUAGUUAAGAACCAUACACACACAAACAACGAAAAAUGGCGCGAACUAGUAACAUACGCAAAAUCAGAGUUGCACUAUUCACUGAUUUUGACAGAUAGUCACUACCUGGAAAUGAAUAUAUCUUGGGAGCACCUAACAUCUCUUCCUUAAUGGAACCAAACAUCCCUUCCCAAAUAGACUUGUUUACCGAUUGUGACAAUAUGGCAGUCAAAUGAAAGGUCUAGAGUACGAAUGUGAUAUCAUAAUUUGAGAACAAGCCCCCCUGGUAGCUGAGUUGGUAGCGAGCCCGGAUUACGAGUGCAAGGUCUUUUGUUCAUUUUCUACCAGAGGCUUUGGUCUGAAGCUACUGUAGUAUCACAAUGAACCAAAAUUGUCUCAGUCGAUGUUGACUGCCUCUAUAACCUCACCUAAUGUCAAGGUCAAUAUCAAGCUAUCUUUAGUCCAAACAAAAUAAGUUUUUAAUUUUUUUUGUUCAAUAUUUAUUAACAUUUAGAUACGUGGGAAAUUUAAUGAAAACUUUUCCAGUUAAAUAAAUUUAUAAACUGAUUACUGAAAAGUUUUACGUUAAAAAUUCUGUAAUUUUUGCAGUAAAUAUUAUUUUUAUACUCACCACCGAAGGAUGGGGGUAUAUUCAUUUUAUCAUUCCGUUUGCAACACAUCGAAAUAUCCCUUUCCGACCCAAUAAUUCUUAAUCAGCGUCUGUCCGUCUGUCUGUCGAAAUCACGCUAUAGUCUUUAAAAAUAGAGAUAUUGAGCUGAAACUUUGCACAGAUUCUUUUUUUGUCCGUAAGCAGGAUAAGUUCGAAGAUGGGCUAUAUCGGAUUUUAUCUUGAUAUAGCCCCCAUAUAGACCGAUCCGCCGAUUUACGGUCUUUAUUAUCCGACUUAGCUGAAAUUUGAGACCGUGAGUUGUGUUAGGGCCUUCAACAUCCUCCUUUAAUUUGGCCCAGAUUUGGAUAUAUCUGCCAUAGAGACCGAUCCUUCGAUUUAGGGUCCUAGGCCCAUAAAAGCCACAUUUAUUAUCCGAUUUUGCUGAAAUUUGGGACGGUGAGUUGUGUUAGGCCCCUCAACAUAUUUUUUUUUUAAUUUGGCUCAGAUCGUUUCAGGUUUGGAUAUAGCUGUCAUAUAGACCGAUCUCUCGAUUUAAGGCUUUGCGCCCAUAAAAGGCGCAUUUAUUGUCCGUUUUCGCAGAAAUUUGGCACAGUGAUUUGUGUUAGACCCUUCGAUAUCCUUCUCCAAUUUGGCUCAGAUCGGUUCAGAUUUAGAUAUAGCUGUCAUAUAGACCUAUCUCUCGAUUUAAGGCUUUGGGCCCAUAAAAGGCGCAUUCAAUGUCCGUUUUCACCGAAAUUUAGGACAGUGAGUUCUGUAAGGACCUCCGACAUUCUUCUUUAAUUUGACUCAGAUCGGUCCAGAUUUGGAUAUAGCUUCCAUAUAGACCGAUCUCUCGAUUUAAGGUUUUGGGCCAUAAAAGGCGCAUUUAUUGUCCGAUGUCGCCGAAAUUUCGGACAGUGAGUUGGGUUGGGCUCUUCGACACAUCUCUGCAACUUGGCCCAAAUGGAUCCAGAUUUGGAUAUAGUUGCCAUACAGACCGAUAUCUCGAUUUAAAGUCUUGGCCCCAUAAAAGGCGCAUUUAUAAUCCGAUUUCUCUGAAAUUUGAAACAGUGACUUAUGUUAGGCUUUUCGACAUCCGUAUCGUAUAUGGUUCAGAUAGUGUUUUUUUUGAUAUAGCUACUAAUAAGACAAUUAUUUUGUUAUACAUAAUUGAACAAUGACUUGCACUUAUUAGUAUUUUGUCCAAAUCGGAACAUAUAUAUCGAUAUAGCUGCUAUGGAACAUAAGGUAUGCAUUUAUCACCGGAUUUUGACGAAAGGUGGUUUACGUAUAUACCCAAGGUGGUGGGUAUCCAAAGUUCGGCCCGGCCGAACUAAACGCCUUUUUACAUGUUUUUUAUUGUUUAAAGGUGUUGAAAACAUGUUAUUAAGCACAAUGUUAUUUUUUUUUUUAUUUAAUCAUAUCAUUUUUUUUAUUUUUGCAUCCUAAACAUUUUUUUCGUUUUACCAUAAAUGCAAGCAUAAUUAAGAGAUAUUUGCGAAAUUGUACUGAAUAUGAAUAUGUUGUAAUAUUUACUUACUUCUUGUUAAGUGUGUGUGUGUGUUUGUGUGCUAUGCAAAUAAGUAAUGCAAAAAAUGCUUUAUUUUUAUUAAAGCUUACGCGCUCUUGAUCUACUACUACUCCUCGAGUUAAUCUCUUUGCACCAAAAAAUAAACAUCAAUAUAAUAGUUUCCGGGAAAUGAACACCCUUUCAAAUAUGAUGUGAUAUUUUUUGUAAAAAAAAAUAUAUAAAAAAAAAAAUUCAACAAAAAAAAACAUGGUUUAUUUAUCAAAAUACAAAAACAUACAAAAAAAUGUGUAAAAACAUGAAAAAGAAAAUCCAAAAUAAAAAAGUAGCUCUAAGAUAGAUUUUCGGAAAAAAAUAAAAACCCCAACAGAAAUUGAAAACAUAGAGAUCAAUUGUCCUUUUAAAUGUGUUUUACAAAUAAUUAAGUUAUAUAUAUGGUUUAUUUUCUAACCAUUUUUUGUAGUUAAUCGUAAGACAUUACCCAUGUAUAGAUGGUUUUUGUAAUUAAUAAAGAAAAUGAAAAAAAAUUUAAACUGAUGACUGCUUUAAUUUGUGGCCAUGAAAUCGACGACAAAAUCUGGUUCAAAAUCCCGCCGUUAUGAUGUUAUUGUAGACACUUUCGCUGUAAGCAUACAAAUGUAUUCGUUCUGAGAUUGUUCUGAACCGGAUUUCGUUGUUUUUGUUAUAGCAGUGUAUGUACACUGAGAUAGAGCUGGCGAAAUAUCGAUGGCACUAUCGAUAUUUAUUUUUUUACUGAAUAUCGAUUAAUAUUUUUUCGAUGAAUACUAUCACAAAAGUUAAAUUUUUUGCAAAAUAAAACAAAAAUAAGCAAUCCGACACAGAAUGCAUCCUUUAAGAUACAUUGCGCCUAUAGAGGGCGCAAUUUUCAAUUUUAAUAUUUGAUUAAUUCGGUCUGUGCAUUGAUAUUGCUUCUAUAUAAAUCGAUCUUCUGAUUUACUUCCCAUUUUCGUUUGAAAUAUAGUUGAUGGGAAAUUAACGAUAGUAUCGGUACUAUUGAUAUUUAUUGUUAAAACUAUCGAAAAUAUCGAAUGUUGCGAUUAUCGAUAGUUUGCCAGGUCUACACUGAGUUCACAGCUCUUGGCGAUGACGGACUCCAUCGGGUCAAGCGGGUACGUACAAUCGGCUGCAAAGGGGUUGACCCGGAUUUCGUCUCCAGAUCUAGCUUCAAGAACCUAGAACCGUUUCAAUUGGAGCGAUCUAUUGCCUUCUGCAGUUAAGUUAGUUGGUUUCUCCGGCCAUGCAUGGAAGAUAUCAGGCUCUGGAUCUGAUGUUGCUCGAGUUAAUCUGGUUUUCCCAGGUAGGAUUUUUUAAGCAUUUGCUAUUAGUGGUGGACGUCCACUAAGGCCUAUUCGGCUGGUUUUUGAAAUUGUAUUGGCUACAGUAUCCUGAUGAAAGUUCUGAAGGCCCAUUCUGUAUGAGUAGGUUCUAAAUGGAUCGGUAAUGUGUUGUUGGAUCUGGUCUCUAAACAAUUUAAGUAAAUGGAAUUUCGUG
This is a messenger RNA of Stomoxys calcitrans (stable fly), 8858 nucleotides long. It is a transcript of the gene Hexim, whose product is annotated as MAP7 domain-containing protein 2. The transcript is spliced from 3 exons. NCBI's taxonomy places the organism in Eukaryota, Metazoa, Arthropoda, Insecta, Diptera, Muscidae. Gene Ontology annotation, molecular function: cyclin-dependent protein serine/threonine kinase inhibitor activity; 7SK snRNA binding. Bases 120 to 1532 code for a protein of 470 amino acids. Gene Ontology annotation, cellular component: nucleus; cytoplasm; nucleoplasm. Gene Ontology annotation, biological process: negative regulation of transcription by RNA polymerase II; negative regulation of cyclin-dependent protein serine/threonine kinase activity. The record is from RefSeq and is a predicted model, not a curated record.